Messenger RNA from Fragaria vesca subsp. vesca, 849 nucleotides. Its product is annotated as lysosomal Pro-X carboxypeptidase-like. The coding region runs from base 1 to 849 and encodes 282 amino acids. NCBI's taxonomy places the organism in Eukaryota, Viridiplantae, Streptophyta, Magnoliopsida, Rosales, Rosaceae. The record is from RefSeq and is a predicted model, not a curated record. The transcript has 4 exons.
AUGUGCUAUCUAAAAGUACCCUUUCAUUUUCUUCGUCUUCUUCUUAUAAUUCUUCUGUUACUUUGUUCUUCCGUGACACCGUUUUACUUGCCAAGGCUUGGAACAUUUCGAAGAACAAUUCACCGAUACCACGAUUCCAAAACCAUCCCAUCUUCUUCUGUUUCUUCUGGUUUCAGAAAGUUUCAUUUCACCCAAAAGCUUGAUCACUUCAACUACAAGCCUGAAAGCUACACCACAUUUAAGCAAAUGUAUGCGAUCAAUGCUAAAUACUGGGGUGGAGCAAUCUCUGGUGCGCCAAUCUUGGCAUAUCUCGGAGAUGAAGGACCUUUGUCUUUGCCUUAUAACUAUAGCGAUUUUCUCACUGAUCACGCCCCUCGAUUUAAGGCACUCCUAGUAUACAUGGAGCAUCGGUUCUAUGGCGAGUCAGUACCGUUUGGAUUAUCAACACAUAAAGCUCUGAAAAAUUCAAGUAUCCGAGGUUAUUUCAACUCAGCACAAGCCCUUGCAGAUUAUGCAGCAGUGCUUCUACAUGUAAAGAAAACAUAUUCUGCUGAGACUAGUCCUAUAAUAGUGCUGGGAGGUUCUUAUGGAGGAAUGCUUGCAUCAUGGUUUCGGCUCAAGUAUCCCCACAUUGCGCAUGGAGCUCUAGCUUCAUCAGCUCCAAUCCUUUACUUCGAUAACAUUAUUCCACCGGAGAAGGGAUACUAUUCCGUCGUUACCAAAGAUUUCAAAGAAAGUAGUGAAAAAUGCUACAAGACAAUACGUAAUUCCUGGGCUGUAAUUGACAAGAUUGCUUCCAAGUCCAAUGGCCUUUCAAUCCUUAGCAAAAGAUUCAGCACUUGCAAGUAA